CUGGCAGCUACUGGGCAGGGCUGGGAGAGGUAGAGGCCGGGCGGACCGCGCCCACUCUCCUUGCUCCUGGCGCUGCUGCAGCCAGUGAGGGGAGGAGGCUGGAGGGAAGGGCUGCGGGUCCUGGGAACCUGGCGUCUGCGGUUUGGGGCGGCCGGAUGUAGAUUGCUUUUAGGAACAGCGCUCGGCCCAGACCAAGCCAGCGGCGGAUCCGCCACCUGCCAGGAGCUCAGGUUCACCUGAGAGAGGAGCUGGAACACAGUCAAACCGUGGAAUUUACAUGGGGGCCUGACAGGCGGAGGCAGCGAGGCUGCAGGAUGUGGGGACCAGCCAUGUGGACCCUCGGCCGCCGUCACCUGUGUCUGACUUUCCUGCUGGUUUGUGCGCUGGCGGGAAUCUCCUUCCUCCACCUCUACCAGGGCCUCUUCCAGGGCGGCCUGGACCUGUCUUUCCUGUGUGCAGACCGACACCUGGUGGCGGCCCCCGUUGCCAUCUUCUGCCCAUCGGGCGCCGGGACGGCCCUCAACACCUCCCCUUCCUGUGCCCAGCUCCCCCCGCCCCCCUCGGGGGCCUGGACCAUCUCCCCGGAGGGCCGGCUUGGUAACCAGAUGGGGCAGUACGCCACUCUGCUGGCCCUGGCCCGGCUCAACGGCCGCCAGGCCUUCAUCCUGCCCGCCAUGCACGCGGCCCUGGCCCCCGUGUUCCGCAUCACCCUGCCCGUGCUGGCGCCCGAGGUGGACCGCCGCACGUCCUGGCAGAGCCUGGAGCUGCACGACUGGAUGUCGGAGGAGUACGCCCGCUUGCAGCAGCCUCUGCUGAAGCUGUCGGGCUUCCCCUGCUCCUGGACUUUCUUCCACCAUCUCCGGGAGCAGAUCCGCCGGGAGUUCACCCUGCAGGACCACCUCCGGGAAGGGGCCCAGGGUUUCCUGGCACAGCUCCGCCUGCCGGGCACCGGCGGCCGCCCGCGCACCUUCGUGGGGGUCCACGUGCGCCGGGGGGACUACCUGGAGACCAUGCCCCAGCGCUGGAAGGGGGUGGUGGGCGACCGCGCCUACCUGCGGGAGGCCAUGGACUGGUUCCGGGCCCGGCACGAGGCCCCCAUCUUUGUGGUCACCAGCAACGGCAUGGCCUGGUGCCGGGAGAACGUGGACACGUCCCGGGGGGACGUGGUCUUUGCCGGCGACGGACAGGAGGCCUCGCCGGGGAAGGACUUCGCGCUGCUCACGCAGUGCAACCACACCGUCAUGACCAUCGGCACCUUCGGCUUCUGGGCCGCCUACCUGGCGGGCGGAGACACCGUCUACCUGGCCAACUUCACCCUGCCCGACUCCGGCUUCCUGAAGAUCUUCAAGCCCGAGGCCGCCUUCCUGCCCGAGUGGGUGGGCAUUAACGCGGACUUGUCUCCGCUCCAGAAACCUAGGUCUCCGGGGGCCUAGCAGCUUCUGGGGGAGCUUGUGGCGGUCCUGCAGCACGCGGGGCACCGUUUCUAGAGUGAUUCUAGUUGCUAGACCUUCAGAGAAGAGAGGCUCCAGCCACUGCCUGAACAUU
Messenger RNA from Myotis lucifugus (little brown bat), 1545 nucleotides. It is a transcript of the gene FUT1, whose product is annotated as fucosyltransferase 1 (H blood group). Gene Ontology annotation, biological process: carbohydrate metabolic process. The transcript has 3 exons. The record is from RefSeq and is a predicted model, not a curated record. Gene Ontology annotation, molecular function: galactoside 2-alpha-L-fucosyltransferase activity. NCBI's taxonomy places the organism in Eukaryota, Metazoa, Chordata, Mammalia, Chiroptera, Vespertilionidae. The coding region runs from base 315 to 1433 and encodes 372 amino acids. Gene Ontology annotation, cellular component: membrane.